AUGGGUUUCUUCACGUCGUCAUUUUUUGCAUUAAACCUCUUCGUUCUUGUUGACUAUGUCCAGGCGAAGACGGAUUUCCCAACACCCCUGAGCGAGGCUCACCCAGAUCUCAAGACGGACGACGGCGUCACUUUCGACCCUCUCGGCGUAGCGGCAAUUCUUUACAAUGAGCGUGCUGACAGAAGCGCAGCAAGGCUCUAUACCCAGUACGAUCAAAACCUCUUCAUAUGGCCACAUAUGACCAUGAUCGGGGGGACUCUCCCUCCGAUGCAGAUGCUGGUUGAGCGCUUGACAGCGCCGUUCAAGUGGAUCCACCCUGCCAUCAAGAUGUGUGCCAAGGACACAAGGAUGCUCUCGAUUCGGUCCGAUAUUUCUGGCAACGUCUUCCGACAGUUACCCUAUAACCUGAGCAAUACCUGGCUCAGUGAUAUUGUCUCAUUUGAGCCUUCAAAACACCCCGGCAAUGAUUUUGCGAUUGUGUAUGUGGACUCGGUCCAUCGAAAGCGCAGGGGAACCGAUUCUACCGAGGGCCCGGAAAGUCAAGACCACGAAGAAGAAUUCCUCAUUCGCUCACAGAUUGGAAAUAUCCGGUGGCAGGCCGGAAGAUGGACUCUGAACUUGCUCUCCGUCAUCAACGGAGCAAUGGUCUUGACCGGGAUGGUCUUUGGUAUUCUUCUGGCAGACAUAUGGGCGUUCACCCUUUUUCUCCUUUAUAGUUUCCACUGGGGUGCCUCAGUGGCUAUUUCACUCACCCCCAUGGUCACUAUUCACACACCUUCUCGAAUCGAUCCGGAGUCCAGCGAUCGAUUUGCAGUCUACGAACGCGAGGAAGGCGGAACCGUUAUCUUCAAAGGUCCACAGAGAACACUUGAGACUUGGGCGCGAUCAACCUGGGAGUACAACCCAACUUGGGCCAAAGACAGCCUACACUGGCUGUGGAUUAUCACCGGGUCACUUUGCGGCAUUGCAUCCGUUGCCUGUAUGGUCAAUAUGCAUGGCAACAUGCAGCUCGGCUUCCUGGGCGUAUUGGUAUAUGCUUCAGUGGCUGAGAUCGCCGCGACACGAAUUGCACGGAUCCUGCAAACCAAAGCUCGUGGUCAAAUUUUCAAAGCAGCCGUACUUGAGAAUUCAACCCGUUCCCUGGCCAUCAUCCGGGCGACCCUCGAAGUCACGCCUCGUUGUCGGUUAACGGGUCUCGAUUGGAUUAAAAUGGGCCUGCUUCCCGAUAUGCUGGUUUUCCGGGAAAUGCAAGCGCUUUUAAGGGACACCAGCGCAAUGUUGGGAGAUGACAAAGGGAAACCCGAAGCAUUCACAGUUGACGGUCGGGAUUCAGCUAUCAAAGACAGGUGCUCAAUGUUCCUUGACAAUAUCAACGCCAAUGAUCCAGCGCGUGGAGCUUUGGCCAUGAGAAUACGAAACGAGGUUUACGAGACGUUGAAGUUGGGCGAAGAGGAACACUUGCAGCCCAAGGAAUAA
Messenger RNA from Penicillium daleae, 1476 nucleotides. RefSeq lists its product as uncharacterized. The transcript has a single exon. Bases 1 to 1476 code for a protein of 491 amino acids. The record is from RefSeq and is a predicted model, not a curated record. NCBI's taxonomy places the organism in Eukaryota, Fungi, Ascomycota, Eurotiomycetes, Eurotiales, Aspergillaceae.